Nicrophorus vespilloides is the source of this 1151-nucleotide messenger RNA. RefSeq lists its product as uncharacterized. The record is from RefSeq and is a predicted model, not a curated record. Lineage: Eukaryota; Metazoa; Arthropoda; Insecta; Coleoptera; Silphidae. The annotation marks the transcript as partial. The transcript is spliced from 4 exons.
AAUAAGAUUAGAGUGUGCAAUUUUGUGACGUGAUUACGAUUCUGAGGCAACGAAACGUUGGAAAGAGUCCGGUGCGGUGGUGCCGUCGUAGUGAACAGCAGCAACAGCAAUCCAAUUCGUAUUCUCAAUCCAGAGAUAUAGAGGAUUCCAACAAGAGAGUUACGAAUGUUGUGGGUGCGAGUGAGAUCGGAACAACACCAUCUAUGUGUGCAUCAUCAUCAUCACUAUUACUGUAUACAACAAGUGCAAGCGGUAACUGGAUUAAAACAUCAACAACAACAACAACAUCGACAACUGAGCAUCUGUGAAAACAAAAGGGGUUAGGAGUGCGUAAAUGGAGCUGAAACCGCCUUCCACAUCGGCCAUCUGAUCUUCGGUCCCACUCCACUCGAUAUACUGGGUGUUUCCUCGGAGAAGACGACCGAUGAAUUAGCCGAAAGCAAGCAAUAUAACACCACCACCCAUCCCCAUUCAAACUAUCACCAAUCAUCAUCCUUCAUCACUACUUUAUUCUCGUCUCUGACUUCCCAUCCACCCACCAUUCGUACAUACCGGAUCUGCGAUGAAGGAGGGCCGGAAGUUGACCGUCUUCCGGGACAGCGUGCCCGCAGUUCACGGAAAACCGAGCGCCACGCCGACAGUUCGCGUUAGGCUCAGCAAUCACCAAAGAAACCUCAGUCUGGAUUUUAGGUCGAUGGGGAUUCCGCUGCCACCGGUGACGCAGGUGACGACGGGAAAUGGCACGCACAUGACGCUGCACCACAGGAACAGGAGUCUGGAUUCGGCACUGCAGAGGAUCCCCGAGGUCGAUGUGACGCCGAGUCCCGAAUGCGAAGUCGUCAUCGUCUCCUCGUCGGAGGUGAUGUCCUCCAACUGCCAACAGACGGGCAUCGCGAAGACGCAGCGCGACGAGCUUGCCAGUCUCGGAUCCGACGAUUCCGGCAUCCUCUGCGGCUCGGACACCGGGUCGACGAGCGAUGGAGGAGGUGGCGGUGGAGGAGACGGCGGAGGAGGAGGAGGUGGCGUUUGCAGCAGUGCAACACGCGAAUCGAGCGUCGAGUUUCUCUCGAAUAACCAGAGCCAGGAGAGCCUGGACGACGUCGUCGGUGAUGAUGAGUGUUGCAUUGUUAAAGGACAAUGUAGAAGGACUA